Molecule: messenger RNA, 2710 nt
Organism: Sapajus apella (tufted capuchin)
Lineage: Eukaryota; Metazoa; Chordata; Mammalia; Primates; Cebidae
Gene: MYADM
Product: myeloid associated differentiation marker
Exons: 3
Coding region: 654-1622 (322 amino acids)
Biological process (GO): negative regulation of heterotypic cell-cell adhesion
Cellular component (GO): cell-cell junction; plasma membrane
Source: RefSeq, a predicted model, not a curated record
AGAGAGCUGGGGUCUGGCUGGACUCCUGAGACUGAGGGAGGAAGGGCUGCGGGUCUGGAUUCCUGGGUCUGCGGGAGUAAAGAGAUGGGGACUCGUAGGUACCCCAGUUGGAGGCUGGAAUCUGGUACGUGGAGAUCCUUUAGUGGGGGAAGAGCUUGGGGUUAGGUGUCCUGGGUUUGGGAAUGAGAAUGUAAAGAAUUCAGAAUUGCUGACCCCUCCGCAUCCAGGGGACAGGCAGAAUGAGAACUUUGGGCUCCUGAAGGCCCGAGGGAGGGGGUGUUAAAAUCCAGCCCCGUGCUCCCAAAGUGUAGAUGGAGCUGAGAAACGAGGAGAUGACAGGGCUGCGUCCCGCAUCUCUGGGCGCUGAGAAUCGAGGCUGGGGUUCCGGGGCCCGAUUCUGGGCGUGAGCGAUGGGUGUGGCGUCUGGAGCAGAGGAGGGAGGACACUGAGGGCCCGGGGAGCCCGGUGCUCUGCCAGGAGGCCUGGAGGGGUGUUUCCUCACCCUCUACGCUCCGGCGGCGCAUUCCUGAGCUCUGACCUCAGGCGACUGCAGGAGCCCUAAGGGCGGGGUGCUCCUGUUCGAAGUGUGUGGGGCUUAAUCCGUCUCCACCACCAGAUCUUUCUCCGUGGGUUCCUCUGCCAAGACCGCUGCCAUGCCAGUGACGGUUACCCGCACAACUGUCACGACCACCAUGACAACAUCCUCGGGCCUGGGGUCCCCCACCAUCGUGGGGUCCCCUCGAGCCCUAACUCAGCCCCUGGGUCUCCUUCGCCUGCUGCAGCUGGUGUCCACCUGCGUGGCCUUCUCUCUGGUGGCCAGCGUGGGCGCCUGGACGGGGUUCAUGGGUAACUGGUCCAUGUUCACCUGGUGCUUCUGCUUCUCCGUGACUCUGAUCAUCCUCAUCGUGGAGCUGUGCGGGCUCCAGGCCCGCUUCCCCCUGUCUUGGCGCAACUUCCCCAUCACCUUCGCCUGCUAUGCAGCCCUCUUCUGCCUCUCAGCCUCCAUCAUCUACCCCACCACCUAUGUCCAGUUCAUGUCCCAUGGCCGUUCCCGGGACCACGCCAUCGCCGCCACCUUCUUCUCCUGCGUCGCCUGCGUGGCUUAUGCCACCGAAGUGGCCUGGACCCGGGCACGGCCCGGCGAGAUCACAGGCUACAUGGCCACCGUGCCAGGGCUGCUGAAGGUGCUGGAGACCUUCGUGGCCUGCAUCAUCUUUGUCUUCAUCAGCAGCGCCCACCUGUACCAGCACCAACCUGCCCUGGAGUGGUGCGUGGCGGUCUAUGCCAUCUGCUUCAUCCUGGCAGCCGUCGCCAUCCUGCUGAACCUGGGAGAGUGCACCAACGUGCUGCCCAUCCCCUUCCCCAGUUUCCUGUCGGGGCUGGCCUUGCUGUCUGUCCUCCUCUACGCCACUGCCCUCGUCCUCUGGCCACUCUACCAGUUCGACGAGAAGUAUGGCGGCCAGCCCCGGCGCGCGAGAGAUGUGAGCUGUGGCAACCGACACAACUACUACGUGUGUGACUGGGACCGCCGGCUGGCUGUGGCCAUCCUGACGGCCAUCAACCUACUGGCGUAUGUGGCCGACCUGGUGUACUCUGCCCACCUGGUUUUUGUCAAGGUUUAAGACUCUCUCCCAAGAGGCUCCCAUUCUCUCUCCAGACCUCUUCGUUCUUCUUGUCUGAGUUUUCUUUAUUGAGGACUUCUUUACUGUUUUCCAGUGUCCCCUCCCUGCCCUUUCCCUUCCAGUUCAUCAAACUCUAAGCAGUUCUUGGAUGCAUCUUCCCUUUCCUCUCGCUGUUGCUCUGCUGCCCACAUCCUGUUUCAUCCCUGAGAUGUUUCUCUUUUUCUGUUCUUUUUUUUUAAAGACAGAGUCUCACUGUGUGGCCCAGGCUGGAGCACAGUGGCACGAUCUCCGCUCACUGCAACCUUGUCCUCCUGGGUUAAGGCAGUUCUCCUGCCUCAGCCUUCCAAGCAGCUGGGAGGACAAGCAUGAGCCGCCGUGCCCAGCCUGUUCUCUUUUCCACUGUUUUUUUCUCAUCUCUUUGCCGGGUUUCCUGUUGGCUUUCUCAUCUGUUUCCCAACCACCUUCUCCUGUGUCCUCGGGAGCCCUGGGACUUCUUUCUCUCCCUGCCCCCACCCACCUCCAAAGGUGCUGAGCUCCACACAUCCACACCCCUUGCAGCCAUCCAUGCCACAGCCUCCCAAGGGGCCCCAUUGCCAAAGCAUGCCUGCCCGCCCCGCUGUGCCUUAGUGUGUACGUGUGUGUGUGUGUGUUUGUGUGUGUUUGGGGGGUGGGGGGUGGGUAGCUGGGGAUUGGGCCCCCUUUCUCCUAGUGGAGGAGGGUGUGCAGUGAACCUCCCCUUUAAAUUAAAUAUAUAUAUAUAUAUCUGAAGGUAAUUUCCAAUGGGCGGGAGGCUUUAAGCACAUACCCUGGGUCCCUAGGCCCCGUCUGGUACUCAGCCUUGCCAGAGAUUGGCUCCAGAAUUUUUGCCAGGCUUACAGAACACCCACUGCCUAGAGGCCAUCUUAAAAGAAGCGAGGGCUGGAUGCCUUUCGUCCCAACUAUUCUCUGUGGUAUCAAAAAAAAGGAGUUGGGGCCAGGCAUGGUGGCUCAUGCACGUAAUCCCAGCACUUUGGGAGUCCAAGGCAGGUGGUCACCUGAGGUCGGGAGUUCAAGACCAGCCUGGCCAACAUGGUGAAACCGCAUCUCUA